AUGGGGAAAAGCGAGAAGAAGACUGAAAAAGUGACCGAUGAGACGAAGGAGACCGAAGAGAUGAUGAGGAAGAGCCCUGCCCCAGCCACUUCCUCCGAGGCCCCCGAGAAUGUCUCUGCCUCAACCUCCACCUCCAUCCCGGCCGGCGCCAGCCAACCGAGACCAGCGAAGCCGAAACUGCCUGCAGACGGGCUGCCAACCUUGGAGCCCUGGAUGAAGCAGACGGUCGUGCUGCAGCUGAAAGAGGUGAACGGAAGAGUCCCUGACAUGACCUCGGAGAUCUUCGGAAAGAAGAUGAUCCUGGAGCAGGGCUUCAGCAAAGCGGAGACGCUUUUGGUGCAGUCCUUCGCAAGAGGGAUCUUCUACAUCACCUUUGGGUCGUUCCAAGUCUGCAGAAGAUAUUGGGAGAUGGUAAAGACCAGUGGCCCUGAAUCCCCUUUUUGGAAGUUCGUUGCAAACUGCCCUAUAACACAGGACGAGAAGUGGGUGACGGUGGCCAUGCGGAACCCCCACACCCAAAGCAGAGACAUAACCACCUACCUACAGAGGUUUUGCACCGUGGUAAAGGACCCAGUCCGAAUCCUUGAUGUCAACGGCUUCUGGAUAGGGAAGUGGUCUGUGCUAUGCAAGCUCAGGAAAGACCGUUCGGGGGACUUACAGCACCUGCAGGCGUGCUUCUCGCUAGGAUCAUCUGCAGGACACCUUUUCUACUCCGGGAUACCCUACAACUGCAACAGAUGUGGCCGUCCCGGACACAUGGGAAAGGAGUGUACAGAACUUGCUUGCAAGAUCUGUCGGGUUACAGGCCACGAGACCAAGGACUGUCCUAGGCCCAAAGCCUGCAACCUCUGCGGAUUGCCAGAGCACACCUUCAGGCACUGCCCCCAAAGGACCCGGACCUAUGCUGGAGCCCUGAUCCAGGGUAAACCAGCCUCCAGCUCUGGGAAGAAGCCGACCGAAAGCAAACCAAAAGAGCCUCGGAAGGCCACAGAGCUAUUCGCCCAAAGCAUCAGACGGAACCCAGAGAUCAGAGGGAUUACCGCACCAGGACCGGAAAGACGGGAGGUCAAGUGCUCGCUCUACAUGGAUGACGUGACGGUGUUCUGUGCCGACCAGCGCUCCAUCGACACCCUCGUCCAGACGUGCGAAGACUUCGGCCAAGCUUCAGGGGCAAAGGUCAACUGCGGGAAGUCGGAAGUCAUGCUCUUCGGAAAGUGGUUCCUGCCUUCUUCUGCACCCAUACCGUUCAGCCUCAAAGCGGAUUUCAUCAAAAUUCUUGGAGUCUGGUUUGGAGCGGAGGGCGCAGCCCUGAAGUCCUGGGAGGAAAGACUGGCUAAGAUGAGACAGAAGUUUGGACUUUGGAGCAACAGAGUACUUACCAUCGAAGGGAAAACACUGGUACUCCGCAGUGAGAUUCUCCCUGUGUUGCAGUACCUCGCCCAGGCCUGGCCCCCCCGGGACAACACCUGCAAGGCCAUCACCAGGGCGGUGUUUCACUUCAUCUGGGGCUCCAAAAUGGACAGAGUAAAAAGGACUGUUAUGUUCAAGGAACCUCUCAAGGGCGGUAAGGGCGUGCCUGACAUCGCCACAUUACUGAGGGUGUUCUUUGCCUGUAACUGCAUCCGCAGGACUUUGGUUGAGAGAACUGUGGACUCUGGCGGUAACUCCAUGUCCCGUUUUUUCCUCCUGCCUCUUUGGAAGUCUCUUGGAUGGGACAAAUGGGACAGUUCCAUCCCCUACAACUGGGAUGCUCCAUGGUAUUACUUGGAUACUUUCAAGUUCAUCAAGGAGCUGGGACUGCAUGGAGUUAAGCCCGACUUGUGGAAGCCAAAAACUAUCUACAAGUUGAUCAGAGCAUCGGACAUCUUGGAGUCGAUUCCAGGCCUCCCUUCAGCCACUUGCAAAGUGGUUUGGAGGAAUGUUUCUUCAAAGAGACUCAUCAACAGGCACAAAGAUCAGGGGUUGAAUGGAAAAUAA
Molecule: messenger RNA, 1977 nt
Organism: Rana temporaria (common frog)
Lineage: Eukaryota; Metazoa; Chordata; Amphibia; Anura; Ranidae
Exons: 3
Coding region: 1-1977 (658 amino acids)
Biological process (GO): activation of innate immune response
Molecular function (GO): double-stranded DNA binding; RNA binding; zinc ion binding
Source: RefSeq, a predicted model, not a curated record